This is a messenger RNA of Pyrus x bretschneideri (Chinese white pear), 2974 nucleotides long. RefSeq names its product alpha-L-fucosidase 3-like. The record is from RefSeq and is a predicted model, not a curated record. NCBI's taxonomy places the organism in Eukaryota, Viridiplantae, Streptophyta, Magnoliopsida, Rosales, Rosaceae. The coding region runs from base 2129 to 2680 and encodes 183 amino acids. Gene Ontology annotation, molecular function: hydrolase activity, acting on ester bonds. The transcript is spliced from 2 exons.
CAUAACAAGAAGGGAAUUAUAAUAUUAAAAAAUACAUACAAAAAAUAUUGACUCACGCAAAAAAACGGUUGUUGGUCUAACAUGUAAGUCCCAUGUAAUACCGCAUAGAGCAGCUUUACUCAAGAAUUCUUCUCCUCCCUUUCAGUUCUAGGAUCAACCAAAAUCAAAUUACAGUGUAACAAAUUAUAAAAAUGUAAUUGAAACAAAAUGACAUCUAAACAUGUGUUUUCUGAUAAGGUGAGAAUCUGGAUCAUGAGCACCAAAGUGCUUUACUAUUAAUGUCUACACAUUAUCUCAUUAUCUUGUUAAAAUUUCAAAGUCUGGUAAGUAACCCAUUACUAAUUACAUAAUGCAACUUUGGAAACAAAAUGAAUGCAGUGUGAAACAUAUUAUGUAUAAGAAUGAAUAGCGGAAUAAUAUAAUCACAUAGCUAGAAUAACGACUUACCUGAAGGAGAAAUCUUGCUACGGUUAAGGCUCUUCUACGGCUCAACUCCCUUUGUAUGCAAUAUCUCACUAAAUAGGGCAUGAGCUUUAGGGUUUCUUGCGAGUAAUGGGGCAUACCAUACUUCUUCAUUGGCGCAACUCAGUAUUGAACAACUUCACUUUCGGGUGAUGAAUUUGGUGUGCUAUUUAUGCAUAUUGAAAUAAUUUAUGACAUACUCCCAGCUUCACUGGCGAAACCAUUGUCGGACAGCUUCACUAGUAACGGCUAGUGUAGGUUUAUUAUGUAUUAUAUUUAUUCACUGGUUCAAUCCAGUAUCGUACAACUUCACCUUCAAGUGAUGGGGCCUACCAUUUCUUCACUGGUGUAACCCAGUGUCGUAUAGCUUCACCCUCGAGUGAUGAUUUUGCCUUCGGGCGACUAUGAUACUCCCAUUUAAGUACAUUGUUAUAUGAUUUGCGAACACUUUAUGGAUUUGCCUUUGGACAAUUACAAUACCACUAUUUAAGUACAUAGGUAUAUGAUAUACGAAACGUUUUACGAAUUUGGCUUUCGGCGACUAUGAUACCCCUAUUUAAGUACGCGGUUAUAUGAUUUAUGAACGUUUUACAAAUUUGCCUUUCAGUGAUUAUGAUACCACUAUUUGAAUACAUGGUUAUAUUAUUUAUGAACGUUUUUAUAGCAUGCUAGAGCUUUCAAAAAAGCCUAUUAUGUAUUACUAUAUGAGUUUUCUACAAUUGGGGGUUAGUAUGUUCACAUUGGUUUUACUUAUUAUUAUCAUAAACUUUCUUCCACUCACCCUUUGUUUUGUGCACCCUUAAGGACUUAGAAACGAGGCGUACAACUCCGACAUUGAGGCAUUCCCAUAUUAGUAGCUUCGAGCCUUCCUCCCUUUUAUGUAGGACCCUUUUCUUUGUAAUCGCGCCUUUAUAUAAUAUUUCUCCCACUGUGUUCUUGCUUAGUGGUAUGCUCUGGACAUGUUCAAGCAUUUCUCAUAUUUUAACUAUCAAUGAUCAGUACCUGACCAAUGUCAUGUUUAAUUUACGAAUUUUUAAUUAUGUUUACUUUAUUUUGCAACAAAUUUGCAUCCAUGUUUUACAUGUUCUUAGCAUAAGCAUGUUAGAAAGGCUUUCGUAACCCUCAGGUUUCGGUUCGCACUUGCCAAUCAUGGUAUGUAGAUAAUACCGAUUGAGAUCGGGUUGUAUCAGCAGGGAACCCUAAUAUUUACACCAAAGACGGUGGUUUAAUAAGGAUACUACGUACCCACUGUGUGAUCGUUUUGAAUCCAGACUUGUCACCAUGAAUAUCCAUAAUUCAUAUCCUAUACAAGCUUUGUAAUACAAUCAUGACCGUUUAAGCUAGACACUCUAAUAAUAAAUAUUCCUUAUUAGCUAACAAACAUAGGUAAUCGUAAUCUCUAAUAAUCUCACGUGCAUAACAAAAGCCAACCAAGUGUAUGGCUCUCUGUGGAACUCACUUGCUGCCCUUGUAGAAUUGGACAAUACAACUCACGUGUCACGACUUAAACAUGAACAUGUGUCCUUUCAUGGGUCAGCUUUUAGUUUUAAUUUGAAAAUUCCACCUUCAAUUCCUAGCUUGCGCUGUAUAAACAGUAGUAGUGACAUCUUAAUUUUCAUACAUCGAUCUCAUCUGCAAUUAUCAUUGUUGUAUUAUUUUCUCCACCAUGGAGUCCCCGAUAAUUACUAUCAAAGUUAUCAUUUCAUUCUUUUGUUCGUACAUGCUUUUGUCGCACUUGCAUCUCACCACUUUGAAACCUACUGCCUUCGCUUUGGAGGACUGUCAGUUUCCAGCCGUCUUUAACCUUGGGGACUCUAAUUCAGAUACUGGUGGAUUGGCGGCCUCAUCCCUUGUUGCACCAACCCCUCCUUAUGGCGAGACAUUUUUUGGUAUGCCGGAGGGAAGAUUCUCAGAUGGCCGUCUCAUAAUCGAUUUCCUCGCAAAUAGUGUUGGCCACCCUUUUCUAAGCGCAUAUUUGGAUUCACUUGGGACCAACUUCUCGUACGAUGCAAAUUUUGCCACUGCAGCUUUCACAAUCAGGCUGCCCAAUAGCGUUAUACGAAGUGGUGGAUUUAGCCCUUUCUUCAUUGAUAUUCAGUACAUGCAGUUAAUGCGACUUAAAUUCAGAUCACGACUCAUAAGGCAAAAAGAUAAACUACUAAAACUUGAAUGUAUUGAUGUAUCAAUGCGUGUUCCAAUUUGGAUUAAUAUCUACUGAUCAAGUUAAUAACCACUUCUUAGAUAAAAGCAACAUUUACAUGUAUGGAACCCAAAUAUUUACACCAAAGACGGUGGUUUAAUAAGGAUACUACGUACCCAUUGUGUGAUCGUUUUCAAUCCAAACUUGUCACCAUGAAUAUCCAUAAUUCAUAUCCUAUACAAGCUUUGUAAUACAAUCAUGACCGUUUAAGCUAGAAACUCUAAUAAUACAUAUUCCUUAUUAGCUAACAAACAUAGGUAAUCGUAAUCUCACGUGCAUGACAAAAGUCAACCAAGUGUAUGGCUCUCUGUG